Notolabrus celidotus (New Zealand spotty) is the source of this 2943-nucleotide messenger RNA. RefSeq lists its product as uncharacterized. NCBI's taxonomy places the organism in Eukaryota, Metazoa, Chordata, Actinopteri, Labriformes, Labridae. The record is from RefSeq and is a predicted model, not a curated record. Bases 142 to 2859 code for a protein of 905 amino acids. The transcript is spliced from 21 exons.
UGUGAGGGUCCAUUUGUAAAGCAGAAAACUCCCUCAUGCAGCCCAAAGGGUAGGCCUUAGUGUUCUUAAUCCCACUGCAAACCUCAAAUAAAACUGCUGAUAGACGGGAUUCUGAGGCUAACAGUUUCCACCUUUUGUACCAUGGGUCGAUUAGUUGGAUCGGGGUGGUUUAUGCUCCUGCUUGCAGUUGUGUAUGUUGAGGCUCAAAACAAGCCGUCUAUAAAUAUCCACUCACAAUGUCUGGGGAAUGUCAUGCGUGUGGAUGUUGGUCCACUUGGAGGAAAUCUUCUGGAAGUGGCUGCUGUGAUUAAUAACACUGCCAUCCCUCUCACACCAAGUUUAGCCUCUCAGUGCGGCUUCAGUUUGAUCAUAAAACAGCAAGAGAGUGCCAUGAUUUAUGCCUCCCUUCAAAACUGCUUUGCUCAAAAUGUGGAUGAUAAAGCUUUCACAACCAUAUUAAACCUCCGGCUGUAUGGAAACCAUAUGGGUGAAGAUGAGCUGUACCAGGUGGCUGAAACCUGCCAUUACACUUCUUGGGCCUCCAGGGAAAUUGUCUGUGCAAGCAACUAUAUGGAGGUGUCUGUGGAAAGGGCAGCUCCAGAUGAUUAUGUCCUUCCUGAAAAUCCCAACACAGGGUCGAAUCCUACGUCUGGUGACCCUCGACGAGACGCUGAGAAACAACUCAUAGACACAGGAUUCAGAAUCACAACGCUCGUCUUCUUCACACCUGAGGAGAGGAUUAUGAAUGUGGCUGAUGCCCAGAGAAAUGGUUAUGGGAUUGCUAACACUGCUACAAGGCUGUUCCUGAGAAGUUCAAGAUUUUCACCUGAAACAUACACCGAGAGUGUUGCUGGAGUGCCCAUGACAGUGCUCAAAACCUCCACAGUGUUUGAAAAGAAGUGGAUGGCAACUCAAAUCGAUGCAGCAGCUGCUUGUCCAAAUCUUGAUGGUAGUGUUGCUUUCUCUGAAAACACAAUCACCUGGUUCCUACCGAGGCACCUCGACCCUCUGAUUUCUUCCGGUCAGUUCCAUCUAUUGGAGGUCCACAUGGGGGUCAACGGCCAGAGGCUGGAGCCUCCUGAGAUGGCUGCCAGAGGUUACUCCAUGUCUGUCAAUGACGACUACAUCAUUGUUGAAAUUCCUGUCGGGGCUGUCGGUGGCCACAUGCAGAGUCAUGUUCAGGAUGGUCAGUACCUCACAUCUUACAACGUCGAGCCGAUGCUUGAGAUUCUCUGGGUUGAAGACUCUACUCAUGAGGACACGCGAUACAGAGUCCUCUUCCCCAUAACAACCCCGAUUAUGCCUCAAUCUCUCCAAGUCAUCGACAACACUAUCCCGAAGGAGCGGGUGUUCAAAGUGCUGCUUGGGCCCUUUGGCCCCGAUGUGGCAUUAAUGAACAUCAGCUUCCCCUCAGAGGUUCUGACCGUGGCUGAUUGCAAUCUCAGAGGCAUUAACAUUCAGGAGCACACAUAUCCUAACAGCAGCUCUAAGGUCUUCUCAGUGGAGGUGCCUUUCAUGGACAGGGUCGUGCUAAAAACGAGCGAAUCGGGGACUACCGUCUAUUCUCUUCACAUGGCCCUUGGCUUGCUGGUCCUGCCUGAUUUUGUUCCAUUUUCUCACACUGCUUAUCUGGAAGCCAAAUUAGUAGACAUUGUUGCUCCCUCCAUCUCUGGUGGCUGUGAUACGCAAAACUUCUUUGUCCUGGUGAAACAUGGGUCAAAGGGAUACAACUUUCAGACCAUAGUGGCAAAUCAGUUGUUGACCCCUCAUCAGGCUCAGCAGUACAACUUCAUGGACAACGGAACACACUUCAGUUUUGAGGUGCCGUUUACAGCUCCAGAAGUCGUGUUUGAGGCUGUUCAGUCAUCGUCAAUCAGGACCAGAAUUGAUGUGGUUCUGAGGAAUCCAGAAACCAACAGAAACAUCAAAGACUUCUCCUUGGCUUGUGAUUUCAUUUCACCACUGACAGAGUGCUUUCCCAAUGGAACAAUGACGGCCUGGGCUGUCAAACUGGAGUCUGUUCCCAGUCUGAACCUAGCUCAGCUUGCCCUCAGAGACCCGACCUGUGGCCCCGCCUACAGUGAUGACCGCUACGCUUAUUUUGUCUUCACUGCAAACUCCUGUGGGACGACCAGGAAGUUUCUGCCAAAUAUGAUGCUGUAUGAGAACGAAAUCUCUCUGCCUGAUGAACUUGAGAUGAUGAGGGAUUCACGGAGGGAUGAGCCAGAGUACGAGUUGAAGGUGUCUUGUUAUUAUGAAAUUAACAAAACGCACGCUGUAUCCUUCCACACCAGACCUCGCAGGAGUGAACCGUAUGCUGAAAAUGCAAAAGGAGAGCUACAGGUGGAAAUGAGACUGGCUUUGGACAACUCUUACAGAGAGUUUCACAGAGUUGAGGAUUAUCCCAUAGCGAAGUACCUGCAGCAACCCCUGAAUUUUGAGGUGGAACUGAUGUCUACAAAUCCAAAAAUAUCCCUGGAGCUGGACAACUGCUGGGCCACAUUGAAUGAAGACAGUACAUCCCAACCAAGAUGGAACCUAAUCAUUAAUGGCUGUCCAAACCCUGUUGAUCCGUACCAGCUCAUCAUUCACCCUGUCUGGCCUGGUGGCAGAGUUCAGUAUCCUUCUCACUUCAAGCGCUUUGAGGUUCAGAUGUUUGCCUUCGCUGAAGAUGAAAAUAACUUUAGCCGACAGGUGUUUGUCCACUGUGACGUGGUGAUCUGUGAUCCCAGAAACCCUCUGAGUGGAGUUUGCAGUGGACCCUGUUCAAAGCAGGAAAACAAGAAAAGAGGUCUAAGAAGUGCUGUUGCUGAUGGUGAUUUUAAACAUGUCUCAUCAGGACCUAUUAUUCUACAAUGAUAAACCAUAUUAAAGAUUCUUUUUAAUUAAAUUCACUCAUCAUUGUUUCUAUGAAAAAAAUAAAAAUAAAAACCUGAAUUCAAA